CAGCUGCAGGUCCUGUUGGCUCAUGGGAUCAACUUCCUGUUGGCGGCAGCAAUAUUUGGUUGGCACGCCCUCUCUUCCUGUGGUUGCUAUGGUAACUUGGUGCUUUUGUUUUGGUGAAUCAGUUCAUCCGGGAUGUUCUGGUCAGUCAUGCUGAGGGGAUUGUAGCUUCAGACCCUUCAGGGUCUGAAUCUCUCCACGUAGGGAGGAGGGAGCACGUAAAGCCACGUGCUUCGCCUCUCCAGGCUCCUCGCGCGGACUCCUGGUCUCGAAGCUGCCGACACGCGCGCGCAGAGCCAGACAGGUGCGUUUUCAGGAAACCCCAUCCGCGCGUUUUCACCCAGCGCACCGUGGGGACGGUCUCUGCGAAAUGCGGGCGUCGCGUUUGAGAGCAGAGGAAAGCAGCUGUCGUGUUCAGCAUCAGUCCCGCUGCGCUCCUCUCGGCUCCUGUCGGGUCAUCUAACGGCGCAGCUCCCAGGAAAUCACUGGGACUAUGUGAGCAUCAUGACCCCUGUGAGAUGCCUGCUCUUCGCCGCACUCUGUGCGAGGUACGCCGAGACAGCAGGUGUGGAGGAGUGGGUGAGGUUGCCCUCUGCAGAGGAGGUCGUCCAACCCAAGCGGCUCUUGCAACAGAUCCACUCAGAGGAGGAGCUGCUGCACGGCCACCUGGACACCCGGGUCAGAAACCUGCCAGAUGGCAUUCAGCAGCCCAUUCAUUUGUCCCAGAGCAGCUUCCUGGUGGAGGCCUUUGGCACAUCCUUCACCCUUGACCUGGAACUGAACCACAACCUCCUGUCUACAGACUACGAAGAGCGUCACUUUGACAAUGGGGAGCUAUCACAAAAUGCGGGCGGGGAGCAUUGCUACUACCAUGGGCGAGUGCGGGGGCUGCCUGGCUCCUGGGCUGCGAUAUCCACCUGCCGAGGCCUUCAUGGGAUGUUUUCUGACUCCAACUUCUCUUAUGGGAUCGAACCCGUCGGUAACGGAGAGAAAGACCACAUUGUGUAUCGGAUGCCCAACAUCGACCUCUUCUCACUUCCCUGUCCAGGAUGCUUCAUGAACAGCACAGAGCCAGAGGGGCGAACAGAUGGUCUCUCUGAAGGAGACGGCGAGAAGAAGGAUGGAGACAACAAGUCUGAAGAAGAGAAAACCGUUUUCACCAGAGGCCGGAGGCGCUCCAAAAGACAAGCGAGGCGAGGCCAGCGCACCGUUCAGACCGAGACCAAGUACAUCGAGCUGAUGGUCGUUAACGAUUAUGAGCUGUUUGUGCAGCUCCGCAGGUCAACGUCUCAAACAAAGAUUUUUGCCAAAUCCGUAGUGAACAUGGCCGACUUGAUCUACAAGGAGCAGCUCAACACCCGCAUCGUCCUGGUCGCCAUGGAAACCUGGUCGUCCCAGAACAGGAUCGCCGUCGGCGACGACCCCCUGCUGACCCUGAGAGACUUCAUGAAGUUCAGGAAGGAGAGCAUCAAGCAGCGCUGCGACGCCGUGCAUCUCUUCUCAGGGAGGACGUUCAUGAGCAGCCGCAGCGAAGCCGCUUACAUCGGGGGGAUCUGCUCCCUGACGAGGGGCGGCGGCAUCAACGAGUUUGGCAGCGUGGGUCCGAUGGCCAUCACUCUGUGUCAGAGUCUGGGGCAGAACGUCGGCAUGCUUAGGAACAAAGAGCGAACGGCUGCAGGAGGCUGCAGGUGUCCAGAUCCAUGGCUGGGCUGCAUCAUGGAGGACACCGGCUUCCACCUGCCCAGGAAGUUUUCCCGCUGCAGCAUAGAGGAGUACAUGCGCUUCCUGCAGCAGGGAGGAGGAAGCUGCCUGUUUAACAAACCCACCAAGUUGUUGGAACCCUCAGAGUGUGGGAAUGGGUAUGUGGAGCUGGGAGAGGAAUGUGACUGUGGAUCCCUGAUGGAGUGCAGUCAAAGUGGAGCCAAUUGCUGCAAGAAGUGCACUCUGACCCACAAUGCCAUGUGCAGCAACGGGCUGUGCUGCAGGGACUGCAAGUACGAGCUCAGAGGAGUGACCUGCCGCGACGCCGUGAAUGACUGCGACAUUUCCGAAACCUGCACCGGCGACUCCAGCCAGUGUCCUCACAACGUCCACAAACUGGAUGGAUACGCGUGUGAAGCUGACCAGGGUCGGUGCUAUGGUGGCCGCUGUAAGACCAGAGAUGGCCAGUGCAGAACUCUGUGGGGUUACAACUCGGCUGACAGGUUUUGUUAUGAAAAGCUGAAUUCGGAGGGAACAGAGAAGGGGAACUGUGGGCCGAACCCCGGCGGGCAGGGAUGGGUCCAAUGCAACAAACAAGACGUUCUGUGUGGCCUGCUGCUUUGCACCAACCUGACAGAAAGACCCAGAUUUGGGGAACUGCAGGGAAGACUCACCAGUUUGACGAUUCAUCACCAGAACCGCUACAUGGACUGCAGAGGGGGUCAUGCAGUGCUGGACGACGGUCUGGAUCUGGGCUACGUGGAUGAUGGGACGCCGUGUGGGCCAAACAUGAUGUGUCUGGAGCGCCGCUGCCUCCCUGUGCCGACCUUUAACCUCAGCUCCUGCCCCGGCUCCUCCUCCUCACGCAUCUGCUCCCACCAUGGGACCUGCAGCAACGAGGUGAAGUGCAUCUGUGAUCCGGAUUACACCGGGAAGGACUGCAGCGUGUUCGACCCAAUCCCCACGCCGACCCCACUGGAGGGACCAGACAAGUACAAAGGUCCCAGUGGCACCAAUAUCAUAAUCGGGUCGGUCGCUGGUGCGAUUCUGCUGGCUGCAAUAAUCCUUGGGGGAACCGGCUGGGGAUUUAAGAACAUCCGGAAAGGACGAUCUUCAGGAGUUUAAGUUGCUCCUCUCUUUUAUUCCUGUCCACUCUGAGGAGACAGAAUGGAGACGUCUUCCACUUAACAAGCCGUCGGGCUUUUCGUUUUUCCAUUUCCUGCUCCGACUUUGUUGAUCUUCACUCCGGCUGAGUUUAGUCUGCCUGGAAGAAUAAACCUGAGAACUACGGCGCUCCUUCAGCUGGUCGCCACUAGUUCCUGGGAACCGAUUCCUAACUUACAGUCUGCAUCACUUCCCGUUUCGUCCUCCUGUCUAACGUAGUAGUUUGGACUUUUAUUGCGCAUUACCCUUUAGGUAUUUUAAUGAACUGCUGGAGAGCACAACUAUCUCCUUUCUGCAGUGUAAAAUCCACAAACUGUUACUGAAUGCUGGCUUUUUAGAUUAGAAUGGUACAUUCCACAAUAAGAGCCAUAAUUUCUCCUUUUAUGCUGCCUUGACAGGAAAUCUGAGGGACAGUUAGUUUGCACUGAAUGUAUUCUCCCUGCUGUAAAAUAAAUACUUCCAUAUAAAAUAUAUCUACAUGUGUGCAGGCAUAUGAAAAAGUUUGGGAACGCCUCCUCAUGUCGGCUUUCAAAGUUGCAACUUACUUAUGAAGGAAAGCCAAUAUUUGAAUGGCGAUAUGUUUGUUGGAGUUUCAGACAUUAUGCUUUCUUCUUUGUAAGAUGUUGUCAUGCAACCGCCAGGGGCCAUACUGGCAGGAAAAACUACACAGACCACACAGAGCUGGCUAGUCUGCAGUUUUCCAGUUUUGCAACAAUGAUGGACUCAUGUUGUGAUUCUCGAGUAACUGAGGGAAAGUUACAGAUAGAAGCUUUUAUCGCAUCCAUAAAAUAUGACGGCACAUUGGGGCCAAUAGGAAAGAAAAAGGAGUUUAGUUUUACCAAAAAGUGAAAAAAUAGAAAUGUUUAGAUUAAUGUCAGAAAUUUUCUAGAAAGACAAAAGCAUGAAAAUUUCAGGUUUCAAAAGUUAAAAAUUUGUGAGAAAAAAAAAAUACAUUUGAGCUUAAUUUCAGAAAUUUUCUUGGAAAAAAACCAUUGAAAUUUCUGAAUUUCAAAAAUCAAACAUUUGCUGAACAGAAAUUAUAAAAUUAAUCAGAAAUAUUCCUGGGAAAAAAGAAACUUGGAAAUGUUUUUGGAAAAGUUUCAAAAGUUGUUCUUUUCUCUGCAUUUUGUCAUAAGUUAAAUAAUCUACUAAAUCACCAUUUGUUUUCUUCAGAGAUCGCCCCAGUUUGAAGAUGCUGCUUGGAAAUUUAGCGUGAAUUAUUAUGGAGGUUGUCGGAUUCCCAAACGUUUCCAUGUGACUGUACUUAUGCAUACAGAUAUGGUGCUGUAGUAAAAGCUUUGGGACUCAAGUGACAGCAGUGAUUCACUGCCACCGUGAACGGAAGCACAAGUCUUUUAUUGGAGACUCUUCUUCCUGCCUGCCGCUGAACAAUUAGCCAGAAAGGGUCCAAAAUCUGUCCUGGGGGCGAUUUGACCAUAAAACAACCAAAUCAGACUGGAAACGUCAUGUUGUGUUUUGCAAAAAUAUUGAUGCAGUAACUUUAUUACAUUUAAAUGUGUAAACCUGGAAUUUUAUGUGCUUGAUGAGCAGCAGCUUUUGGGCUGUAUCUUUACCAUCUUUUCCCAUUAAAAACUAACAUUUUUGCCACUUGACUCCUGCAUAAAGUGGAUUUUUCCUCCCAAUUCAAAAAAAUGCACCACUUUGUGUUGAUCUGUGACAUAAAAUUC
Molecule: messenger RNA, 4550 nt
Organism: Poeciliopsis prolifica (blackstripe livebearer)
Lineage: Eukaryota; Metazoa; Chordata; Actinopteri; Cyprinodontiformes; Poeciliidae
Gene: adam11
Product: ADAM metallopeptidase domain 11
Exons: 28
Coding region: 502-2823 (773 amino acids)
Biological process (GO): proteolysis
Molecular function (GO): metalloendopeptidase activity
Source: RefSeq, a predicted model, not a curated record